AUGGAUCGAAUCACGCUUGCUGCAAGAGACGAUCCGAAGCUCGUUGAUGCAGCCCAGAUCCCCGCAAAAGAGGCUCGUCUGAUUGAAAUGAUUCACAAAGCUUUAACUUCGUGCGGCGAUUUGGCAAGAUAUCGCGAGCUCUAUCGAGACGACCGCAAGAGCCCUGACGAGAAGGCCAUGGCUGCUGGAGGGCAUGCGCCAGCUCGGAACCACAUUGUCUUUGACAACUUUGAUCCUAACUCUCAUCCCAAUCCUAACCCUGGCUCCCAGAACAAGCCGGCUCCCGGCACAACUCGGCGGCACUCCACGGAAUUUGUCGUGGUCGGCAAGGGCAUGGAGCAGAUGCCGUUCUUUUCGCCAGAAUGUCAAAGCAGGGCAAACCAAGUCAUGCACCGACUUCCAUCUUAG
Messenger RNA from Acaromyces ingoldii, 408 nucleotides. RefSeq lists its product as hypothetical. The transcript has 2 exons. Bases 1 to 408 code for a protein of 135 amino acids. The record is from RefSeq and is a predicted model, not a curated record. Lineage: Eukaryota; Fungi; Basidiomycota; Exobasidiomycetes; Exobasidiales; Cryptobasidiaceae.